This is a messenger RNA of Apus apus (common swift), 11317 nucleotides long. It is a transcript of the gene DCAF12, whose product is annotated as DDB1 and CUL4 associated factor 12. Gene Ontology annotation, molecular function: protein binding. Gene Ontology annotation, cellular component: Cul4-RING E3 ubiquitin ligase complex. Bases 173 to 1534 code for a protein of 453 amino acids. The record is from RefSeq and is a predicted model, not a curated record. The transcript has 9 exons. NCBI's taxonomy places the organism in Eukaryota, Metazoa, Chordata, Aves, Apodiformes, Apodidae.
CCAGGGCGAUGCCGUGAGGCGGCGGGGCCUGCGGAGCCAGCGGGCCCGGCUCUCCGCGCUCAUAUGCCCCGUCCCCCGGCGGCCGCCUGCCCCUCCUGCUCCAUGUGGGGUCCGGGCAGGGCUCUCGGCUUCUCCUCCUCCUCCUCCUCCUCUUCCUUCUCCUUCUUCUGCUAUGGCCCGGAAAACAGUUAGCAGGAAGCGGAAAGCGGCGGCGGCCGCUGCCGCGGGGCUCCAAGGGGAGCAGUAUGAGUGGGAUCACCCGGUUCCCAAAAGGAAAAGACUCCCCCCGGUUAAGAGGUCUCUGGUGUACUACCUGAAAGGCAGAGAGGUUAAGUUGCAGAGUGAGUCCAGCUAUCGCCGCUUGUUGCACGGAUACGCAGCCCAGCAGCUUCCCAGCCUCCUGAAGGAGAAGGAAUUCCACCUCGGAACCCUGAAUAAAGUGUUUGCCUCCCAGUGGCUGAACCACCGACAAGUGGUGUGUGGGACAAAAUGCAACACAUUAUUUGUAGUAGAUGUCCAGACUGGUCAAAUUACCAAGAUUCCUAUUCUGAAGGAUCGUGAGCCUGGCAUGGUGAACCAGCAGGGGUGUGGUAUUCAUGCCAUUGAGCUCAACCCCUCGAGGACCCUUCUGGCCACAGGUGGAGACAACCCCAACAGUCUUGCCAUUUAUCGUCUGCCUACACUCGAUCCUGUUUGUGUAGGAGAUGAUGGACAUAAGGACUGGAUAUUUUCAAUUGCUUGGAUCAGUGAUACUAUGGCUGUUUCUGGUUCCCGGGAUGGUUCAAUGGGUCUCUGGGAAGUCACGGAGGAUGUAUUGUCCAAAAGUGAUGCCAGGCACAAUCUCUCCCAAGUUCCUGUCUAUGCCCACAUAACACACAGGGCUCUGAAGGAUAUCCCCAAGGAGAACACCAAUCCUGACAACUGCAAAGUCCGAGCAUUGGCUUUCAACAAUAAGAACAAGGAGCUGGGAGCUGUGUCCCUAGAUGGAUAUUUUCAUCUUUGGAAAGCAGAGCACACACUAUCAAAGUUACUUUCCACGAAGUUGCCAUACUGCAGGGAGAACGUGUGUUUGGCUUAUGGUCAGGAGUGGUCAGUGUAUGCAGUAGGAUCACAGGCACAUGUCUCCUUUCUGGAUCCAAGGCAGCCUCCUCACAAUGUGAAAUCUGUCUGUUCCAAAGAACGGGGCAGUGGUAUUCGGUCGGUGAGCUUCUACGAGCACAUCAUCACGGUGGGAACAGGACAAGGCUCUUUACUGUUCUAUGAUAUCAGAGCCCAGAGGUUCCUGGAGGAAAAGCCCCCGCGUGUCUGCUGUGGACAGAAGCAGAAGUUAGGAGGAAGUGAAAUUUUGAAGCUGACUACUGGCAAAGGCUGGCUGAAUCAUGAUGAAACCUGGAGGAAUUAUUUUUCUGACAUAAAUUUCUUCCCAAAUGCUGUUUACACCCACUGCUAUGACUCGUCUGGAACGAAACUCUUUGUGGCAGGAGGCCCCCUUCCAUCAGGACUACAUGGGAAUUACGCUGGUCUCUGGAGCUAAUGAUAACUCUUUAUAAAUGCUGAUCUUUACAGAGAUUUCCACUUUUUUUUUUUAACAACAAAAUUGUGUGAUGCCAUUGAUUUCUGGUUUAAAUGCAAGUUAUUUUUUGGCAGAGUUUUCUGUUGGUCUCCAACAGUUUUGUACACCUUUUUGAACCAGUUUUUUGCUUUAACCUCCUUGAUCCUUUGUAUGAAGGGUUUUUGAAAUCCUGUUUUGUUGUAAUUACUCCAAAUGACUCUUUCCCCACAUUUAGGCUAUCUUGGCCAUGUGCACCCUCCCCUACUUUGAUGUGAGGUAGGAUUCCUUUCUUAUAGAGUGGUUGCUCCUGGGCUUUCUGUGAAAGUCUAGGGGCUGCGUGUGUGCAGGUACUUUGUGUCAGUUACAUUACCUGGAGUGAGGACUACUUGUAAUUAAAAAAAAUAUUAAAAAAUAUUUAUAAGAGAUAAGCUACUACUUUAUCUGCAGAGCCUGGCCCUGGCCUGGGUUGAUCUUAUUUUUUAAAAGUACAAGUCUAAUGACACUGUUUAUACAUAGAGGAAUACAUUAAUUUUAAUCUUUACUCACUGGAGCCCAGGGAUGGAUUCCCCAGAGUACUGCCCAUCAAGUCCAAACUGUAGAAGAGCAGGAGUUCUCAAACGUGCAUUUUUAUUUGAAUUGUUUUCAGCAGUGCCAGGAGCAAAAAUUUGUUCUGUUCCUCCCCUGCCUGUCCCAGUUAUCAGCUUGCACAACUGGAGCUUGCCUAGACUAGGUGGCUGUUGCAGGGUGACUUUUCAUUGAGGGCCUGCAGAGGUGCUGAGAAGAAAUGGGGGCUAGGGACACUAGUGUUCUUAUUAUUCAAAAUUAACUAAAUCCAUACAUUUUCCACAUGAGCCAAGGUUCUCAAGUACGCUGCAAUAGUUAGCUCAUGGAUUCUUAAUAAAUUGCCUAAAACCCAGGACCUUUUUGUCCCAGGUUGUGGGAACUUUUCCCAUUUUAGUUGUUCUGGUUUGGCAUCUCCUUUAAUAAGCCAAUGGAAUAAAUAAAUAAACUUGUUUUUUUUCUCCAAGGUUGAAGAGUGCAUCUCAGACUUGCCUAAUGCAAAGCUAGAGGCUUUCUGUGUAGCAAGAUGCUGUUAGCUCAUGUUGUGCUAGCAUCUGCAGUCAUCCUGCUUGCUACAGGAGAGGUUCAGCCUGUCCCCAAAUCCCCUUCUGUCUUCUGCAUUCAAACUUCAUGUGGCAAGGGUUAGCAGGUGGGGAGAAUAGGUCAGAUGCCCUUCAGAUCCAGCCCUGAAGCAUGUGCAAUUCCAGGGUGAUAGUCUUACCUAAUACUCAGCUAAAAUGAAGGACUCCAGGGUGCUCCUCCUAGCUUUUUGGCAGGCACCAAACUCCUAGCUUGUUGCUGAUGCCUCUGUCCUUGGCUAGGAUGAAUGCCUUUACUCUGCCUGUGUCACUGGUGGAGCAGAGCAUGCCUGUACCUUGCUGCUUUGGUGCCAAAUGGGCAGUUGGUUGAAGCUGAGAAGAAAGACAAGGCCGGGACAUGCUCAGUUCUCCAGUCUCUGCUGGAGAUCACAGCCAGCACUGCACAGUUGCUCUAGGCCCUUACACAGUUCCUGCCAGACUGCCUAGAGCUAGUCUGCAUGUGUUCUUGCUGUCUUGUCCUCUUCGUACUUAAUAUCUUCAUUAGUACAAGACAAGCAGUGAGCCUCAAGCUUAAUUUUCAGUUGGUAGUGGAGGCUUGGAUGGAAGUCCUGCAAGAAAUGCCAUUCCCUCUCUGGCAAGAGAAGAGUUCCCAGAUGUGUACUUGUACCAGAAGUGUAAUUUACCUACACUGAGAACUGACACGAGUACUUCACAAAUCUUGUGGCAUUUCAUAAUUAUACUUCCCUCGUGGGUUAGUUGCUUAAACUUAAGUUCAUGGCACAGUGUGUGUGGCUCUUCAGACUCUCCUCUGAUAAGGGGCAAAUUAUAUACCAUGGGGUAUCAAAGGAGCACUCAAGUUUUAUUUAGAAUUGUUAGUUGUGAGGGUUUUUUAAGAUACAGUAAUGAUGCCUGUGUUGUUCUAUGAUGGCAACAUCCUUCUUCGUUUAUUUUAGGGAUUUCAAAAAGUAUACAGAGAAAAAUGUGUAUUUCUAGGAUUACUCCUCCAGCUCUGUCACAGCAAACAUGUCAUGUUCUGUUUUCUAUUAGGGCUUGGUUUGAAGUGCAGGUUUUUUCACUUUUUUUUUGAUUUUUUGGUUUAAGAAACUAGACACUUGAGUAAACCUGAGAGUCCUUCAGUUCUGCUGAAAAAACAGUUUCUAGUUAGGCACCUAGUGUCACCAGUGUCGAAGGAGAACUCCUGGUUUGGAAAUCCUAGCCCUGAUGUUGAUCUAUUAAUUGAAACAUACUUCAGGUCUGGAUGAGGGCACAAAAAGGAUAUUUGUAUGGACUGAGCUUCAGCCUCCAAACAGAGCCUGAUCAUUCUGUACAGUCAGCAGAAUCUCUAGGUUUCUGACUUGGCCACCUUCUCCCUCUGACUGAUCUCCCCAAGUACCUCAGUGUGUGGUCCUGGUAGUGUCAGUGCCCUUUAUUUAUGUAUUUUAUUUUAUUUUUUGAUAGGAAGCUUUGGACUUUUUUAGAAGAAUGGACAAUGAUGUAAAAUUCCUGAAGUCCCACAUACUUCUACAUAUUCUGUUUUCAGGGUGCUUUCUUGCAAAAAUAACUUAUUAUGGGGAGGGAGCCAUCCUUGUUGCUAUAUGGAAAUUGACCCAAAAAACUGGAAAUAAAGUGGGCGGUGCUGCAAGGAUGCAAACAAACUGGGCAAGAUAAUUUCUAGCCUGCUUCAGUUGUUUAAAUGCUUGUAGUGAUAAGAUGUUUCAGAACAUUUAGUUGUUUGUCAUAUCUCACUUUUGGUCCUGUCAGUUUUAAAAAUUGAAGCAGAGCAGGGUGGUGGCAUGACAACUGUUCAAAGAUAAGUGAAAUCCAGGUUUUCUUAAUUGAUUUGAUUCUGUUGCCCUUUUGGGAUAGGGAACCUCUGGGCUUCACAUGGAGGUGAGUUGGGUGCACCCUCUUGUUCAAGUGGCAGAUACACGCCUGUGAUGGAUGGAGUUCAGUCUGGUGGCAGCUCUUCAGUAGCUUUUUGGAUGGCUCACUGUGCUUUCCUGAGACCCAGUGCCACACACAUUUUCAGACAGUCUUACCUUCUCCAAAGUUUUUUUAAUUAUUGCUCCCUUGCUUUUUCACGUCCUUUCUGAAUGGUCUGUUUGGGGCUGCCUCCUCCACCCCAAAUCAUCCUAGUCUUUAUUGUAGCAACAUUAUACAUGCAGAGGUGACCUUCAUCAAGCAGAAAUGGGCUUGCUGGCGUUUUGCCAGCAAUGCUGGAGACCUUCAAUUUGGUUUAUUUUAAACUGGGUAGACCUUUGAUGCUGGCUCAGACUGUAGAACUGGGCAGUUGCCCUUGUGGGUUCUUGACUGAUGGGGUUACACAGGAAUGAUCUAUUCCUGGGGUGGGACAGACUGGUUUAUCUCACAUUAGGCACUUGAAAGAGAGAAAAUAACUUUCAAUUGUAGCAGACCUUUGGACUUUUCUUCCUGUAUUGAUUUUUCAGUCAUGUAGGAUCUUUUGUGCUACUGCUGAGUGCCUACACUAAUUUUACUGCUCACCUCUUUUCAGCAGACUACCAUGUUAGCUUGGGUAUCUUUGGGUAUUACAUUUUCAACAUUCAUAAUCACAGGUAAUCAAACUAGUGACUUAACAAUGGGUUUGGUAAUACCCACCUUGUAAGUACUGGGUUAUAACCCCUCAGUAACAACUGGGUGUAUGUGAUGGACAUUCCAAAGGAAGUAGAGGCUACUUUGUAGUGGUGGCAUGAGCAUAGCAAUGAAGGGUGGUGCUCACCCUCUUCACCCAACACCCAAUUCCUGGUAAUUCCUUCAGCUUUAUCCCUUGUACCGUCAAGUCAACCAUGGAGUAUUGCUGGUGCUCUCCUUGAGUGUUCUCUGGGAUUGAGGUGAAGAAGUGGGUUCAUUCAUUUGGUUCCCUCAUCAGUGCUGCUGGUGUUAGUCCAAGGUGACUAAAUUACCAAAGAAUAGUUAACGGGUGUUUGUUCCUACUCUCAAUUGUUGAUUUUCCAUAUACAUCCAUUUUUAAGAUUAAUUGCAAGAGUGCCCAGUGAUCUUACUGGACUUAGUGUGUCCACAAAGUUUACAUUCAUGUUGUGAGUGACUCUUGUGACUCCUUUAAUGACAGGGACCCUGAGCUUCACUAUGGGGAUAUAUUUGCUGCCUCUAUUUCAAGUCUUUUGGCAGCUUUUUGUAUUUUAAGGGUUAAGAUUCUUAUGUAUCUGUUACUCUUCUCCAGAAUUUAAUCCUCUUCCUUCACCUGAGUACUUGCUUUGUAUAUAGCUUGCAGCUGCAGAGUUAACAGAUUAAAGUUAUGAUCCAGCUAUGUGGAGUGGUGGUUUGGUGUCUUAAUUUCUGCCCCUCUGACCUUGUGAAUUUAUGUCCCUCACCUAUGCAGUUGUGGAAUAAAGCAGGCUUGCCUAGACCCUUCAUGGAGAUCACCUAUUUUGUUUGAUUGCAGGAAACCAAGGACAGGCUGUCUGUUGCUGCCUCUUGUCAGAACAGCAGCAUUUUCAGCAGCCAGGUGUUUGUGGUGGUCUGAUAACCUUAUUUUCCAUAAAUCCACUUUUCCAAGGUUUCUGAAAAGGUUCUUAAUUAGCUCUUGUCACAGUUUCUGCUGUGACUAAAUUACUGAGCUGGGGUACAGCUUGUUUCUGUGAACACUUUUGCAGAGCAGUGUGUGAUGCAAGUGGAGCUGGUUGGCCAGCCCAGUGCUGAGCCCUGGACUCCUGAGCUAGCCAGGCACACACUCCUUAGCUUAACACCAAAAGAAGAUCCACAUGUGCACCACUAGCCACCCCACAGCUAUGACCUCAACUCAAAAUGCAUUUCUGUGUGUUGCAGUGCCUUCAGUAACUUACUUGAAAGUCCCUGAAGCACAGACCCCAGGCAUCUGUCCAUGAGAGUGGAAAGGAGAAUAUAGCCACAUCUUAUCUGAAGGGAUCUCCUGCAUAUGAUCUCCCUUUCUCUGCAAGCAGGCACUUUGGUCUGUGGGGAGGAUGAGCAAGGAGGCACAAGAGAAGAGGUGAAAGCCCAGUAGUGUUUGUUACUGCUCUCCUGAGGAAUUCAAAAGCAGAGAGGGGAUACUUGUUCAUUGCUCAGGAUGUAGCUGUGAAAGAGUUUAAUCAGAAACAUUUUCAGAGAGAUCAAGUAGACACCCAUGUAAUUCUUGCUUCUCCAUGUUACAUUUCAAGGUUUUAAAUCAGGAGCUAUCUUUUUGUUUGUGAUCCUGGGUUUCUUUAUCAAAAUGAUGUGGUACUUUGCUAAUUAAAAGAAUGGUCUUGACAGAAUGGAAUCUUCCCCAUUAAAAAUUGAGGGCCAUUUUCUAGUAUUCUGCUGGAAGUGGUGUUGUCUAAGAAAGUGCAUACAGGUUGGCAGAGCUGAGAAGACAUGGGCUGCCUGACUGUUUCAGAACCCAAAACAACACCAAGUAAACUGCUUGAUUUUAUACAAACUCUGCUCAUUGGACUGAAGCAGUGUGUAAAAACCCUUGCAGCUUAGUGUGGUGUCUCUGUAGUCCUAUAUGUUGAUCAUUUGACCUCAGAACAAAAAUUUAGGAGCCAAUACAUUGUUUUCUUAGGAACUGCUUUUCUAGAUUCCCUUAUUGAAAGGGAAAAUUCAGGUGCUGAAUCUUAAAAUCUCAUUAAACUUGUACUUUUUAUUUGCCCAUUCAUCUGGUCUCCUUUCCUUUUCAAGGCCUCACACAGUCUCAGGGUAUAUAAAUCACUAUGACUCAUCCAAAUAAUAUGGAAAUGGACCAACCAGAGGUUAAUGUGCCUUCCUCUUCUGGUACCUUGAUCUUUGUGAAGUUAUCUCACAAAUUUGUCACUGUCUUAGGGCUGGGUACAUGCAUUGUCUUUUUCUAAGAUCUAUGUGUUGAAGUUGCAACAGGUUUGCAUUGUUACUCGUGACUUGUCCCAUUUGGUUUAGGACAUGGUGUGGACACAAAUCAAUGCACUGGUUUGUCUUCGGAUCAGUCUUACCUGAGAUACACAUCAGUGCUUGCUUGUAUGUUAAUGUGUACAUAAAUGCUGGAUCUUCCCCAUUGUCUAUGAUGUCCUUGUUGUAUAUGAUGCACAAACUAUACAAGGUGUUCUAAAAUGUGCAGUGAUCGCAACUUGUUGCCUGAGGGUACAAUGUCCUACAGUGAACUGUUUUUAAUAGUUUAUUUCCACAUAUAUUUAGUAAGAUCCAAAGCUGUGGGGAACAACAACAACAACAAAAAGAAUAAUCAGGACUUGCUGGUACUUGGUGGCUUUUGUUCUGAACCCAGGGUCUGAUGUUCAUUAACAACUCUUGCCAUUCCACACAUUUAACACAGACUUUCUCAGCUUGCUGUUUCUGUCCUGAGCUGUGUCAGAAACAGCACUGAAUCCUGAACUGUCACAGAACCUGUCCAGUGAGGUAGUGACAGAUCUCUUUGAAUGUUACAGUGCACAUUUUCAACUAUAAGAUAAAACUGUUGAAAAUUAUGGAUGCAGCUUGCAAAUGGAAGAGUGGGAAAGUACAGAUAGUAUGUGAAAACAGCCUGUCUGCACAUCAGGCUCCUUGUUCAGAGUUACCUUGUAAAUUGUUUCUCCUCUCUGAAAAGUGCUUUGCAUUUUUUAAUUUUUUUUUUCCAAUACAAAUACGUUACUUGUUUGGCUCUAUUUUCUGAAUUGGCAAAGGAUAUCUUUGUUCUUAAACUGAAGCUGACAUCUGAAAUUUGGGCUGAGUUUCCAUCUGUCGUGCAGAUAGCAGAGGACGGUGUGAUUGAUAAAAGAUGGCCCUUCCCAGCUGUAAGGUUAAUUUGAUGCAAACAGGAACACUUCUUCACUUGCUGUGGCCUUCUGUGGGCAUGCAUGUCCGUAAUGAACUGAAGUACAGCACUGCAUUUUGUUAAUCCAUGGGGCCACCUAAUCAGCAUGUUUAGUCACCAGAGUACUGACAUUAAUACAAGGUCAAGGAGCUCUAAUGUGUGUGUAUUUCCUGUGCUAACUGUAUCUGUUCUCUCUGUACCCCAGUGCAGACUUAAUCUGGACUUCUUCCCCUAGUUCUUGCUAACUUCAGAGUUUCCUCAAAUGCAUUAAGGUCCUGUUUUUAUCACAGUCACUUUUCAGAGUAGAACAGAUUGGUUUAACUUUGUUUUGUAGUCUUUAACACCUUCCCCUUCACCCAUUUCUUCCUAGUUCAACUUUAACAAUCAGUUCAAAGCUGCUUGCCUAGUCUGAAAAAUACCAAGUGAAAAUAAAAAUAAAACCUGUGCUUUUACAACUUCAGUGGCUGCCUUGGAAGUGGAGACUCCACUCCUGCACAGUCUACAGAAGCUGAAAUUCUCUUGCAUCUGUAUUUACGAUGGACGUCAGCAGAUCAGGAAGUGGAAGUGCCCUGUGUCUGCAUCAAGUGUGUUUGUUAAACUGAUCAGUGGUGCUGUAAUCAACCAGAGAACUGGUGUCUUUGGUUGCUGCUCAAUGCCAUAACUAAAGAUUUAAUUAAGAGCAAAACCAGGAGGGUGCAUCGCUGCCUUUCUGCUGACCAGAUCCCAUUUAAAGGCUUUCUCCACUGAUUUUUUUUUUUUUUGUCUAUUGUAUAUUUGGUGGAUCAUGAAAAAAACCUGUGCUAUAGUAGGGCUAUGAGCUAAACUCUAAUCCUGUGCUCAAAAGGCUGAAGUUAUUAUAAUGAGUUUUGGCCAGCAGUAAUGCCAGAGGCUGGUUUAUACUCAGAGAUGAGCUGUUAGUGAAGCAUUUGAGCAAUGGAAGCCUGGAGGGUUUGCUCCAUCAUGCCUUCCACUUAUGCAGCUGCAGAGUAGUUGCUCUCCAAAUCAGCAUGAACUGUACAUGCAGGGGCUGUAACUGGUCAGCUGGGAUUUACAGCUUCAGUUGGCUGCUCUGGUCUUCUCUCACAGUGCAGGUGUGAUUGUAGGAGCAUUAUGAAAAGGUCUGGUUAAGUAACUUCUAACAAGUUCUGUCACUCUUGUUCAAAAUGCUGUCUCCAUUCUCAGCCUUUCAUCAUUGCCUUGCUUCUCUCUUGCCAUCCUCUGCCCCUCAGAAGCUGAGCAAGUUCCAUGUCCUCUAUCAGUUUACUAGUUUAGGUACCAGUUCUGCAAAGCCCAGGAGCACUUGUUUAAGCCUUACUGCAGGUUACUGGUUUAGACAGUAGCUUGCUGAGUUAGGGCUUUGCUCGCAGUCUCUCUAAUCAUUAGACCUGUCCCUGGAUGUCUCUCUGGACUGGCUUCCCUCUUUCAGUCUGAAGGGCUUUGCUCCAAACUCAUUCCUGCUCCACAAAGGAGUUGAUUCCUCUACUGCUAGCUGUUUCAGUUUGCUGGCUUUUAUUUUUCUUGUUUAUUUUGGGGUUCACUGCACAUGUACAAAAUCCUAUUGACUUCCUCAGCUCUCCUGAAUGUGGAACAGGAGUCCACCCUGAGAGGCAGCAGAAUAACUUGUCUGCUUCCAAAAUGCACAGAAACAGGGAACCUUGACACAAACAAGUUUUUAUGAAGAAAAGCAGCUGCAUACACACACAUAAGUGGAAAGGUAUCUCUGGGUAGAACAGGUGAGGGAGCAAUUUAAGAAUUUUAAACAGAAGAACAGUAACUGAGUUUUUUGGUUUCUUUAAAAAAAAUUGCUUUAACAGGAGGUUUGUCUGUGUUCUAAUCCACAGAAAGUUGCAAUGUAAACUGGGGUUUUCUCUUCAUCAAUGCAAAAUGUGCCUCUCAACUAUAAUGCAAAAGUUAGUCUCUGUGUGAAGACUGAUUUAACUAAUUUCUUGCUCUUAAGUGUAAAAUCAUCCACACAACAGUCCUUGCUGGUCUUUCCCAAGCACCAUGCAGCACUAUCCCUAUUUAAGAGCAAAAUGGGGAUUGCAUAGAGCAGUGGAACCUGCUGGACUUCCUUGGUUUGAGAGAGACAUUGGAGAGAAGAAUCCAGGUUCCAUGUGUUUUAAAUACAACUUUAAACCAAUGCAGCUACUCUCUCAGAUCAGCACCACUUCCUACUUUUCCCUCCGUCUCGAUGGGAAUUCAAAAGUAAACCCAGCAAUAUGUGAUCCAGUUGACAUGCUUGCAGAUGGAACAUGGGGGUCUUGAAAUUUGAGGACUGAUAUUUCUCUUGUGGAAGAACUCCAGUAUGGGUGCAAGAGCAUGAAUCUCAGAUUACAGCUCUUCUGCCAGCUGCUAAAUGGAAUCAAGCACUCUGGACUCUUCUGAAGAAGACACUGGUAGAACAGCUGUGAAGAUGUAGGCUGGAACCGAUCAUUUUAGGUCAUCUUGUGUGUUGCUUGACUCCAUGGACAAUGUAACAGUGACUUUUACAGAUUUCUUUCCAUGUGUCAGUCACAAAUAUCUCUUAAUUUGCUGUUUGGAGGAAAACUGUUAAUAGAUAUAGUUCCAGAUGAAAUUGAAGAGCCUGAUUUUCCAUCUUGUGUUAACCGGGUUACUGUGCUCACAUGCCAGAAAGAUGUUGCUCUUUGAAAAAGCAUGUUAGUGUGUGUGGCAAUGACCCAUGCACUUUUUAAAUACCUAGAUCUGUACAUUCUCACCUGAGUGUCAUUAACCUUGCUGUAGUAUGACAAAUUGAUCUUUUACUACUGCCCUGUUAUAUAGAUAAUUGUAAUUAACUGCAGUUUGUUUUUUCCACUACUUGAAGUUGUGUGAUCUGAAAAUUGGUGAACAAAAAGUACUUGUGCAUCUUACUAUGGGUAUCUCAAAAUAAAAUGUAUUUGUAUAGUG